AUGACGCAUUUGUACGACCCUGUUCGUUGGAUAAAAUCCGAUCCGAUGCCGAGGAUGGGCAGUCAACACCUCUACUCAUCAUCAUCAUCAUCAUCAUCAUCACCACCCUCGCCGCCGCCGACGGCAUUCAUCGAACCCUUCCAGCACACCAUGUGGCGCAGAGCGAUUCCACCCAUCAAACUUCUCGGUCCUCAUGAAUCUAGCUUCCGUGAACCGGACAUAUUUUUAGUGGUGACGGCGACACUUUUCGCGGAGGUUCUUUGGGUGUGGAUGGAAAAGCGUUGGGUUGAGCGUGAAAAGAACAACCAGAAGAAGAUCGCCGCAUUCAAGGCGAAGCUAAAGGAGGUUGAAGAAGCCAAAGCGAAGAAGGAGAAGGAAAAGGAACAGAAGUGA
This is a messenger RNA of Pyrenophora tritici-repentis Pt-1C-BFP, 393 nucleotides long. The record is from RefSeq and is a predicted model, not a curated record. NCBI's taxonomy places the organism in Eukaryota, Fungi, Ascomycota, Dothideomycetes, Pleosporales, Pleosporaceae.